This is a messenger RNA of Aspergillus fijiensis CBS 313.89, 525 nucleotides long. RefSeq lists its product as uncharacterized. The record is from RefSeq and is a predicted model, not a curated record. NCBI's taxonomy places the organism in Eukaryota, Fungi, Ascomycota, Eurotiomycetes, Eurotiales, Aspergillaceae. Bases 1 to 525 code for a protein of 174 amino acids. The transcript is spliced from 2 exons.
AUGUUGUUCCCUCUCAUCAGCACCGUCUGGCUACUUCUCUCGACCGGAUUCCCCACGGUCUCUGCCGCGGCCUCCUCGUGCGACCAAAAUGUGCAGAACGAUACCAUUGCCUUUUUCAGUAGCGCUCCCCUGACAUUUGGCUAUAACUUCCCGUCGAUGUCUGACUGUGCUACGCGGUGCAGUCAGUGGGAGCGUUGCCAGGCGUGGCUGUUCACUGAGCCCGGCGAAUGUCAGCUGUAUCGCCGGCCCGCACUGGCUACCGCGAGCAACCCGACUUUUUCCUACGGCGUGUGCGGAGAUACUGAUCCCCUGAGCUCCACGAUCAACGCAGCGGCAUCCCGACUGACCUCGGUCUCGAUGAAUCCGUCGUCCAGCUCGCCCAUGGCAAGUCUCUCGGGAUCCCAUGCGGCAGUUCCUUCAUCACACGAGGCAUCAGUAACACCUGGUGCUACUAUCGAUGCUGAACAUCUCAGAAAGCAUAAGCGCUAUGCCGGCAGUCACCACCAACAUGGGCAUGCAAGGUAG